Molecule: messenger RNA, 685 nt
Organism: Lactuca sativa (garden lettuce)
Lineage: Eukaryota; Viridiplantae; Streptophyta; Magnoliopsida; Asterales; Asteraceae
Product: Ribosomal L18p/L5e family protein
Biological process (GO): translation
Cellular component (GO): ribosome
Molecular function (GO): 5S rRNA binding; structural constituent of ribosome
Source: RefSeq, a predicted model, not a curated record
GAUACCAUUUAGCAUACGUUGUUACGAACGUGUAUGCCUUGAUAAAAAUGGGUCCCGCCGAUCAACGUCACCUGCUCCGAUUAGCUUUAUCUUGCCGGAAAAUCUCUGCUCAGGUAACCAACUCCGGCACCGAUUCCAUCGUCGCCAUGGCCUCAUCCACCGAACAAGAAUUCAUGACUCAUUAUCGAUCCAAACUCACUACGUUUCCCAGGUCACACAAAUUUUGGGACGCCAAGAUCGCUUCGAGAAUCGGUGAAAAACUAGGGUUUCGGCUCAACGACAUAGGCAUCUCCCACCUCGAAAUUGACCUCGCUGAAGAGCUGUCACGCCCGAUUCAUUACCGGAAAAUGGUCGUCCCGUUCUUUCACUCCGUCAAACGUGCUGGAAUUAGCGUCUCUGGUUCAGAACAACUGGAAUCCCAGCCGUAACAAAACCUCAAAAUUUAUGGAAGGGAAGGUAACUCAAAGUUCAAACGUAUAGAAAUUUUGUACUUCAGUUGAACCAAUUGUUAUUGUUUGAUAAUAAGUCUGUAUAACAGUAAGUUACUUUGUUGUAAUUUGUUAUCGUUGAUGUUCAUCAACAACAUCUGAUAUGAAAUCAAUUUCAUUCCAAAAAUUGUAAUUGCAUAAGCUAAGAUUACCAAUACCAGCAGUGUUCAAUGAGAAUAUUAUUCAUUCGACUCUCA